AUGCCCUCGAAACUCCCCCCACCCCGACAGCCACGAGUCCAUGUCCUCGGCCUCGGGAGCAUCGGCACCUUCACAGCCCACGGGCUGAACGAGAUUGCCCCGACGCCACCAGCAGUGACCCUCCUCCUGCACCGCGAGAGUUUAUACGACGAAUACCUGCGCAACAGCAGCCAAACCACCCUGCACACCGUCACCGGCCAGACCACCCACCACCGCGGCUACGACCUCGAGAUCUACAACCACACUCGCACCUGGCACCCGCCACCCCCCUCGAACGAACCAGCAACCAAACCGAUAGACCACCUGAUCGUGACCGUGAAAGCCACACAGACCGUCGCCGCCCUCCGCCCGUUACAGCCGCGUCUGACCCCAUCCUCGACGAUCCUCUUCCUCCAGAACGGCUGCGGCACGAUCGACGAGGUGAACGAGCACCUGUUCCCAGACCCCGGCACCCGACCAAACUACAUCGUAGGCGUGAUCUCCCACGGCGUCACAUUGAACGCUCCAUUCGAAGUCACGCACACCGGCGCCUCCGCCAUCUCACUGGGGAAAGUGCCUCGCCAACUCGCCCAGCCCACCCAACCCUCGACAGACCCUCAAAACGAAGAAAACUACCUCCUCCAGUCUCUGCCCCACUCCCCCCUCCUCACAGCAAGAACCUACACCACCUACGCGGAAAUCCUGCAACUCCAACUCGAAAAACUCGCUGUCAACGCCUUCUGCAACCCCGUCUGCGCGCUGCACAACGCCCCCAACAAAUUCCUCUUCACCCAGCCAGCCCUGCGCCGCGCCGUGCUGGCCGAGGUCUCCGCCAUCGUGCCGCGACUCCCCGAGCUGCGGGGCGUCGAGGGCGUGACGGCGCGUUUCGCGCUCGACCGGCUGGAGGACACAGUUAACACGGUGCUGGAGCGCACGCGGGAGACGACGUGCUCGAUGGUGGUGGACUUGCGGGCCGGGCGCGAGACAGAGGUAAGGUUCAUUAAUGGGUAUUGGGUGCGGCGGGGGAGGGAGGUGGGCGUUGAUGUGGGGGUGAAUGAGGGGCUGAUGCGCGCGGUUUUGGACAGGGGCGGGCUGCCGUCCCGGGGGAGAACCCCCGGAACGUGGGUAUUCUAG
Messenger RNA from Aspergillus aculeatinus CBS 121060, 1113 nucleotides. Its product is annotated as ketopantoate reductase family protein. Lineage: Eukaryota; Fungi; Ascomycota; Eurotiomycetes; Eurotiales; Aspergillaceae. Gene Ontology annotation, biological process: pantothenate biosynthetic process. Gene Ontology annotation, cellular component: mitochondrion; cytoplasm. The transcript has a single exon. The record is from RefSeq and is a predicted model, not a curated record. The coding region runs from base 1 to 1113 and encodes 370 amino acids. Gene Ontology annotation, molecular function: NADP binding; 2-dehydropantoate 2-reductase activity.